Plasmodium adleri (nom. inval.) is the source of this 684-nucleotide messenger RNA. RefSeq names its product glutaredoxin-like protein. Lineage: Eukaryota; Apicomplexa; Aconoidasida; Haemosporida; Plasmodiidae. The record is from RefSeq and is a predicted model, not a curated record. Bases 1 to 684 code for a protein of 227 amino acids. The transcript has a single exon.
AUGGAGUUUAUCAAGGUUGAGGAGCAAAAGAAAUAUAUAGAAGAAAAUAAUGGAUAUCAAUUAUUUUAUAUAAAUUCGAGUACUUCUGCAGAAUAUAAUUCUCAUAUAGAUAUAUUAAAAAUAAUGUUAGAAGAUUAUUCUAGUGUUCUUAAGAUAUAUGUUAUAAAUGAUGUGGAUGAUAAUAAUAAAUAUGAAUUUCAGUUUUAUGAGAAAUCACAAUUAAUUAAAAAUUUUAUCAAUACGAAUAUAGGAAGUAUAACAUCUUUUUUAAGAAAAUAUAUGCAGACCAUAACAAAUAAUGAAAAAGCAGAAGAAAAAAAUAAGGAAACAGAUAAGCAAAAAGAUAAUGAGAAAUAUACAGAAAAAGAAAUUAUUAAAAGAAUACAAAGUCUUUUAAAAAAUAACAAAAUUAUUUUAUUUAUGAAGGGAACGAAAACAUAUCCACAAUGUAAAUUUAGUAAUGCAGUUAUAUUCAUGUUAAAUAGUUUGAAAAUAAAAUAUGAAACAUUUAAUAUAUUAGAAGAUUCUGAUAUUAGAACCUACUUAAAAAUAUAUUCAAGUUGGCCUACAUAUCCACAGCUAUAUAUAAAUACUGAAUUGAUAGGUGGUCAUGAUAUUAUAAAAGCUAUGUAUGAUAAUAAUGAACUUGAUUUGAUAAUACCGGAUGACUGUUUUGAGGAAUAA